Messenger RNA from Pyrus x bretschneideri (Chinese white pear), 1187 nucleotides. Its product is annotated as chlorophyll a-b binding protein CP29.3, chloroplastic. Gene Ontology annotation, biological process: photosynthesis, light harvesting in photosystem I; response to light stimulus. Bases 129 to 980 code for a protein of 283 amino acids. The record is from RefSeq and is a predicted model, not a curated record. The transcript is spliced from 2 exons. NCBI's taxonomy places the organism in Eukaryota, Viridiplantae, Streptophyta, Magnoliopsida, Rosales, Rosaceae. Gene Ontology annotation, cellular component: chloroplast envelope; plastoglobule; chloroplast thylakoid membrane.
GUAAGGCCUAAAAUUAAACAUUCACGUUUCACACACAUCCUUCACAAAUUUCUCACUAUUUUUACACUAUUUAGCUCUCCAAUUACAGUCCCACCCCCACCACCCCACUCUCCUCCACUUUUGAGACAAUGGCUGCCGCCACAGCCGCCGUUACCUCCCACUUCUUUGGAUCCCAACUCCGAACCCCAGAUCCCAGUUUCGGACGCUUCCAAGCCCGCCUUGGCGGCUUCGGAGGCUUCAGCUUCGGCACCAAGAAGUCGCCACCACCUGCACCGCCAAAGCAAAAGCAAAAAAAGUUUGAUGACGGCGAACGACUGGUAUGGUUUCCGGGUGUUGAACCGCCAGAGUGGCUUGACGGCUCUCUGCCCGGGGACCGCGGGUUCGACCCCUUUGGGUUGGGGAAGCCCGCCGAGUACUUGCAAUUCGAUUACGACGGGCUCGACCAGAACCUGGCCAAGAAUGUGGCGGGUGACAUCAUCGGGACAAGGAUCGAGACCGUGGAGGUGAAUCCGACGCCUUUUCAGCCGUACACGGAGGUUUUUGGGCUGCAGAGGUUCAGGGAGUGCGAGCUGAUUCACGGGAGGUGGGCCAUGCUGGGAGCGCUUGGUGCUCUUGCCGUUGAGGGACUCACCGGUGUUGCAUGGCAAGACGCUGGAAAGGUUGAGUUGAUCGAAGGAUCGUCCUACCUUGGCCUUCCACUUCCCUUCUCCAUCACCACAUUGAUAUGGAUCGAGGUGUUGGUGAUUGGCUACAUUGAGUUCCAGAGGAAUGCCGAGCUUGACCCGGAGAAGAGGUUGUACCCUGGUGGCAAGUUCUUCGACCCGUUGGGUUUGGCCUCCGACCCCGAUGAAUUUGAAAGGCUUCAACUGGCUGAGAUCAAGCAUGCCCGUCUUGCCAUGGUCGUCUUCCUCAUUUUUGGAAUCCAAGCUGCUGUCACAGGAAAGGGACCUAUCAGUUUUCUUCUUACCUUUAACAAAUAAGAUAAUUAAAAGAAAAGAAAUCAAGCUUAAUUGUAUCAGUCUAUUCCUCUCUCUAGCCAAAGAGUCCAAGACUAAGAUUAAGAGUACCCUUAUCACCUAUAUACGUGGCCUUCCUUAGCUCUUUAUCAUAUAUUUAAUUGCUAUAUUUAUGCGAAUUAUGAUGUGAUUUUGUACGCUUAUAAACUCAUAAUGCUUUGAUUUUACAAA